Molecule: messenger RNA, 1722 nt
Organism: Ilex paraguariensis (yerba mate)
Lineage: Eukaryota; Viridiplantae; Streptophyta; Magnoliopsida; Aquifoliales; Aquifoliaceae
Source: the annotation of a GenBank genome assembly
ACAGAGUUGGGUUGUUUUGGGUUUCAUUUCUCCUUCUUUGAGCCACAACAUCGAAGCUGCUCACUUCUCCAAUAUCUGAGUUAAGGUGACAUAAAGACAGUCAUGGAUCGGCUUAGAAGUUCUGCACGUCUCAUGAUAGUUUCAGAUCUUGACCAUACGAUGGUGGAUCAUCAUGACUCUGAGAACCUUUCUCUGCUUAGGUUUAAUGCCUUAUGGGAAGCCAAUUAUCGUUGCGAUUCUUUGCUAGUAUUCUCAACUGGAAGGUCACCGACGCUUUACAAGCAGUUGAGGAAAGAGAAGCCCAUGCUAACUCCAGAUAUAACCAUAAUGUCUGUUGGAACUGAGAUAACAUAUGGUAAUUCAAUGGUUCCAGAUGAUGGCUGGGUUGAAUUCUUAAAUCAGAAGUGGAACAAGAACAUGGUCAUAGAGGAAACAAGCAAGUUUUCUGAACUUACUCUUCAGUCAGAAACGGAGCAACGACCACACAAGGUUAGCUUCUAUGUUCAGAAAGACAAGGCUCAGGAAGUGAUGAAGGAUCUUUCUGAGCGUUUGGAAAAACGUGGGUUGGACGUUAAAAUAAUUUACAGCGGGGGGAUGGAUUUGGAUAUAUUGCCACAAGGUGCUGGGAAAGGGCAAGCUCUUGCUUAUUUACUUCGAAAAUUUAAGACUGAGGGAAAAUUGCCUAAUAACACUCUUGUUUGUGGCGACUCUGGAAAUGAUGCUGAGCUAUUUAGCAUUCCAGAAGUAUAUGGUGUCAUGGUCAGUAACGCGCAGGAAGAAUUACUGCAGUGGCACGUGGCAAAUGCUAAAGAUAACCCAAAAAUAAUUCAUGCAACUGAGAGGUGUGCAGCUGGUAUUAUACAAGCCAUUGGUCACUUUGGCCUGGGUCCAAAUACAUCUCCUAGAGAUGUUACUGACUUAUCAGACUCUAAUUUGGAGAAAUUCGAUCCUGCUUAUGAAGUCGUGAAGUAUUACUUGUUUUUUGAGAGCUGGAGGCGUGCAGAAAUCAAGAAUUCUGACCUAUAUGCGGCAAAUCUGAAAGCAGUUUCUUCUCCAUCUGGUGUUUUUGUCCAUCCGUCUGGUGUCGAGCAGUCUCUUCGUGACUGUAUAGAUUCAUUGAGGAGAUCCUAUGGAGACAAACAAGGACAACAAUUUCGGGUUUGGGUUGAUCAGGUCUUGUCUGAACAGAUAUGUUCGGACACAUGGCUAGUGAAUUUCAAAAAGUGGGAAAUAUCUGGUGACCAGUGGAAGUGUUGCAUCACAACUGCUUUAUUAAGUUCCAAGGAUGUGAGUGUUGCAGAAGGACUCACUUGGCUGCAUGUGCAUCAGACAUGGUUAAAUGGAACAGAUCAAAGUGAUCACACAUCCUGGAUCUGCUAGAUUGUGCUUACUUACAUUUUGAAGAUCCAGCAACUCAUCUAUGUUUUCUGAUAGAAUAAAUUUUUUUAAUCAUAUUUUAAUAUGUUGUCUUUGGCCACCAAUCCAUUCAAGAUGGCUUGUUUGUUACAUUACACAUGAUGUCUUAUCAUGGAGAAAAUUUUUUGUGGUUCAUAUAUGCAUGUAUAUUUACACUGGCAUGUCAAAAGUACCCUGAUGAGUCACUGAGUUUGCCUCCAAAGUGAGGGUGAGAUGUAAUUUCACAUGUCUUGAGUUCGUGCCACCUUAAGACACUUAACAUACGGUUUUAAAGAUGCAGUCUUUGUGGAUGAAUAUUUAGAUGCG